AUGGCUGUAAAUACAUUAAAAUCAUUUUCAAAUAAUGUAGGAUCUCAUAUAAAGGGAGUAGGAGAUCAUAUUUAUACAGAAGCAAGUCAUUUAGGUCAUAAUAUAAAAGAUACUGUAACUUUUUAUCAUAGAGAUUUUGAUCAAGAUGAUGAAUUAAUUAAAAAUUAUGAACAUGAUAUUAAACAAGCAAAUCUGGGAUUGAAAUAUUUAAUAACUCAAAAUAAUCAAUUAUUUAAAAAAAUUAUACCUCAUGUUAUGUCAAUAAAUAUGAAAGUAAUUUAUGAAUUUCAAAAUUUAAUUGGUCACAAUUCAUUACAAUUUAAAAAUAUUGAGAAAUAUUAUCAUGAAUAUGAUGUUUAUGAAGCAGAAUCUGAAAUUCCGCAUAUUCAUCCAAAAGAACGACAAUUUUUAGUGGAUUGUGUAAAUGAUGAACUAUUUCAAUAUAUGCAAUCAAUUGGAGCUUUAAAAUUUCAUUUAGAUAAUGAAUGUGCAGAUUACAUCGAUACUGUUAUACCUAAAAUUAAAACCAUGAGAAAAAGAUUAAAUGAAACUUUGAAACUUAUCAAAAAAAGAGAUAGAAAAAGAGAAGAUCAAGAUAGAUUAGAUCGUAAAAUUGCAAAAUUAAAUCAAAAACAAAUACCAUUAAGUGAAAAAGAUCAAAAGGAAUUAGAUAAAUUACAACAUCAAUUUAAUGACGUAGAUAAAGCGUUUCAUUAUUUGAAUGACAAAACUAUAACUAUUUUACCACACAUCAUGUCAUUUUUGGAUGAAUUUGUUGAAACAAUCACCAAAUUACUCAUAUGUAAACAAACAUCAAUAUAUAAAAAUAUAAUGGAAACUCUAAGAUAUUUCGCAGUGUUUUAUGGUUUAGUAACCGAUAAAAUUCCAGAUUAUGAAUCAAUAACAAAUCAAUGGGAACAAGACGUUACCAAAACAAGGUUACAAAUUGAAUCAUUUUUAACAGUAAUUCAAAAUAAAAAUCCAGAAUUAAUUAACGAAGAAAUAGAUGAUAAAGACAAAUCACUGAAUACUCAUAAAUUUUUAUUGAGUAUAACUAAUAAAGUAAAUGAAAGAAAACAUGUAGUCAAACCAAAUAAUCCAUCACAAGGAAUGUUUAAUGACACAAUAGAAUCAGAUACCCUCGAAUCAUUCAAGAAAUAUAAUAAUCCAAAUUCAAAUCAAUCAGAAACUUAUCAUCCAAGAAAAUUAAUUGAUCCACCAGAAGUAAUUUCAGAACAAUCAAAACCUCAACCACCAACAUUACCACCAAGAAUGAAAACAAUAUCAUUUUACGCAUCACAACCACAAUCAAAACCACAACCCAUUCCAAUCUAUUCACAAAGUUCUUCAAAUUCAAUGGAGUCAUUAACUUUAAGUGACGAUGACGUUUCAGAAAUUUCAGAUUCAGAUGUAAGUUCAUUAUCAACUCAUUCAAUGGCUCAUUACGGUAAUGAACAAGGUAAUACAGCGGAUAGACAUCUUAAAAAAAUAUACAACUCCGCAAAAAAUGAAAUCAAAUUAGCUCCACAACCAACACAACAUUUCUCCGACUAUCCAAUUUUCGAAUCAACCAAAACACAUCAAAUUAUUACAGACUCAUAUAAGAUCAAUUUACUAGAGUAUUUGUUUAGUAAAUUAGAUAAAUUAAAUAAAACCACUCAAAUUGCUCAAUACGAUUUCCAAGGUUCGGAAAUUGGUGAUUUGACUUUUAAUCAAGGUGACAUUAUUGAAGUGUUGUAUGAUUUACAACAAAUUGAUUAUGUUUAUCAACAAAAUAAUUUGAAUUGGGUUGUUGGGUUGAAAAGAGAUGCUAAUGGUGAAUAUAGAAUUGGAUUUGUACCUAGUAAUUAUAUAGCUUAA
This is a messenger RNA of Lodderomyces jiufengensis, 1860 nucleotides long. RefSeq lists its product as uncharacterized. The transcript has a single exon. Gene Ontology annotation, molecular function: protein binding; lipid binding. The record is from RefSeq and is a predicted model, not a curated record. Bases 1 to 1860 code for a protein of 619 amino acids. Gene Ontology annotation, biological process: endocytosis; actin cortical patch localization; plasma membrane tubulation. NCBI's taxonomy places the organism in Eukaryota, Fungi, Ascomycota, Pichiomycetes, Serinales, Debaryomycetaceae. Gene Ontology annotation, cellular component: Rvs161p-Rvs167p complex; actin cortical patch; mating projection tip.